CUUUUUGCGCGCCUAACAUCGCGAGCCAAUCACAUUAAGGUUACUAAGCAGAGUCGGAGCAUCGUCCAAUGAAAACUCCCGUUUUUUCAGUCUCCUGGUAAGUUUCGACACAGCGGCCAAUGAAAUAUCCAGCCUGAGGGAAGAGACGCGGCGCUCUCAGCCAAUCAGAAAAAAGGACUCGGCGGAGGCUCCCGUGGCGGCGGUCCUGUACACCGGCGGGAAUGGCCGAGGACGUGCUGUAUGAAAGCAUUUCUACGAAGGAAGGACUGACGGCUGGAGACGUCCAGGAAGACACCGAGCCCAGCAAUCUCCUGCAGAAACUGCGCAACCGCAUCUCGAAAUCAGUUCAGAGUAAAGUGGACAGCAUCCUGGGCGACGUUCAGAAGUUGUCAGAUUAUGACAAACUGUACCUGUAUCUGCAGCUUCCACCAGGACCCAGCGGCCCAGAGAAAAGCCUGGACGUGAGCUCCGUGACCACCGCUGAACAUAUGCACGCGUGCACGUGGAUCCGCAAUCACCUGGAGGAACACACUGACACCUGCUUACCCAAACAGGACGUGUAUGACGCUUACAAGCGUUACUGUGACAACCUGUGCGGCAGACCCCUCAGUGUGGCCAACUUUGGGAAGAUUAUUCGAGAGAUAUUCCCUAAUAUCAAGGCCAGGAGGCUGGGAGGAAGAGGACAGUCCAAGUAUUGCUACAGCGGUCUGCGGAGGAAGAGUAUGGUGAGCAUGCCACCGCUACCCAGCCUGGACCUGAAGAUGACAGAAAGUUCGGAGCUGACGGACCUGGUCCAGUCGUACAAUAAUGACGUCAUCCACGCCUCCUGCGCCCUCAUCUGUAACUGGGCCGAGAAGAUCCUGAAGAGAUCUUUCAACAAUGUGGUGGAGGUCGCCCAGUUCCUCAUUCAGCAGCACAUCAUUAACCCCCGCAGUGCCAAUGCCGAGCUGGUCCUCUCCAUGGUGCUCUCAGACAAUUCUCAGAGCAGUGGGCAGAAGAUUCACAAACAGCCGCCAGAUGCAGCAGGGAGUAAGCGGCCGGGGUCUCCUGAUAGCGGAGCAGAAGUAACCUCUAAGAACAAGACUACAAACAACCUUCCCAGCAGCCCCCCACAGGUGAAGAAGCGCCCCCCAGAACCUCAGAAGCCGGCCAACAGUCCACAGGUUGAUGCCCUGGUGGCCCGUCUCCCAGUUCUCUUACCCCGACUUCCUACAGAAGAGAAGUAUAUCAGCUCCAGCCCCCCUGUCCGAUUUAACCCACCUGUGCUGGCACCAAAUCUAAUCCCAGGACAAUUGAAAGUGUCCCCCCUGCCUUUCACACACGGGAUGCCCCUUACAGUGACUGGAGUGAACGGCACAGGACUGGUCUCUCAGCCGGUGGCGCCCCCUGUCAUCAGCAUGAUUCUCCCUGACAUGACUAAUCUGGAAUCUCACGCUCUAAGCAAAACCAAGCAGAACGGCAGCAAAGACUUUGCAGCGGCAGGCAGCACGGCGGACAGUAAAGGAACCAAGCGCCCGGCGGCAGCAGCUGCUGGGAUGUCUACAGAGGAAGGACCGUCCAGGAGAAAGCGGGGUCGUCCAAGAAAGAUGGAUGCCUCUCCUGCCAAAUCAUCUAAUCAAGGAAACAUGGCUGCAGGGAGGGUCGUCAUGGACGGCACAAGGAAAGACAGUGAUAGGGAGGCCAGCGUGCUUCCCAGGCCCUUCAUCCCUGACAACCAGCUGAUAGUGUCUCACAGAACAGUAGACCCCAUGGAAGCUACAGCUGGGAGUGACACAAAGAUGGCUGCCGAGACUGUUCCAAACCAGGUCAGUGUCAUCCAAGAUGGCCGACAGAGCUUUGCUCAGUGGACUGUACGUCCCGGAGACAGCCAAAAGCAGCAGCAAGGUUCUGAUAAGGCCCCCACCAUUGGACAGACUGAAUGAAGUGAGGCCUGGAGACCCUAUAACCAGAUCGCCCCAAAAUGUCUGCAUAGCGGAGCUGUCACUGUUCCUGGAGCAGGAGAAGAGCCAUAAUGUCACAGCCAUGACAUCAUCCUAAUAUAUACACCGCCCCCACAGGAGCCGCGCAUCAAUGUUUGUAUCAUUUGUUAAUUGUUCACAAUGGUAAAAAGAGAUUUCUUACAAAUCGCCGCUCCUUCCGAUUAUUUCAUGUGUGCUGUAGGGAUGAGGGAGGCCUGUCCUCUCCAGAGCUCGUCAUUUCCAUCAGAUCACUGCCGCUCCUUCCGGUUAUUUCUUGUGUGUAGGGAUGAGCAAGGCCUGUCCUCUCCAGAGGUCGUCAUUUCCAUCA
This is a messenger RNA of Bufo bufo (common toad), 2286 nucleotides long. RefSeq names its product regulatory factor X5 (gene RFX5). The record is from RefSeq and is a predicted model, not a curated record. Gene Ontology annotation, molecular function: DNA-binding transcription factor activity, RNA polymerase II-specific; RNA polymerase II cis-regulatory region sequence-specific DNA binding. The transcript is spliced from 10 exons. Bases 222 to 1922 code for a protein of 566 amino acids. NCBI's taxonomy places the organism in Eukaryota, Metazoa, Chordata, Amphibia, Anura, Bufonidae. Gene Ontology annotation, biological process: regulation of transcription by RNA polymerase II.